Molecule: messenger RNA, 1491 nt
Organism: Camelina sativa (false flax)
Lineage: Eukaryota; Viridiplantae; Streptophyta; Magnoliopsida; Brassicales; Brassicaceae
Source: RefSeq, a predicted model, not a curated record
UUUUCAGUCUGAGGAGUUCGAUCCAAAACGACCAUUUAGAAUUAGAGGUACCAAUCAGUAAUCUCAUCUCAUCACUUCUCUGAUUCAAUUCCUCUUCUUAUAUCUUCUACUAAAUCGUCUCUUGUAAUGGUGAAUUCGAUUUUGUAACGAAUCGAAAAAAAAGGGGGAAAAAAAAAAAAAAUCAGAAGAUGACAAGUAGAGAAAACUGGUUUCUUCCUUGAGUUGAACAAGGGGACAUGUAAAUCUACCACUAGACGUGAUUAAGCUUCUCUUUCGUCUUCAAUCUCGUAAAGAACAUUGUAAUGAUUCAUGUUUUAGGGCUUUAAUUGAAGUAACCCAGGAGUUAAAUUUCUAAAAGGUUUGGUUUUUACUGUAGUAGCAAGCAUCUCCAAAAGCAAAUUGUAGAACAUGAAUCUUCAGAUAGAGCUUCCUGAUGAUGGUUCAAGGCAAGCUUCUUCUUCACCAUACUCUGGAAAAGCCAAGGCUGUUUCUGAAUGUGGCCUUGGUGAGGACAUGUAUGAUCCUUUUGUAGACAGCUUUGAACCACCAGUACCGAAGGCGAGCGUUUCUUCCAACAGACCACUCAGUAUGGAAGAAAACAUUCAAGGUGUUGAUAAAGAAGUUCUGAGCGAGUCUGACAUGACAGCUCGGGUCAGUCUUUCCUCUAACAAACCACCUGAUGUUGAAGAAGAAAACACCACCACAGGAAAUGAUAUUGGAGUUGUUGUUUCUGGAGAUAACGAUGAGUUUGGUGAGAAUGCGGAGUUUGGAAGAGAAUGUAACAGCCAAGAGACUGGGACUCCGAACUCUCAUAACGAGGUGAACAGUGUACAUGAAGGUGAUGAUGACAUGAGGAAAAAGUCUGGAGAGAAAACAAAGGAGAGGGAUUCGUCAAGGUCCAUGAAGCUUUUCAAAGUCGUGCUUACGAAAUUCGUCAAGGAUCUUCUGAAACCAUCGUGGAGACAAGGGAAUAUGAGCAAAGAGGCGUUUAAGACUAUUGUUAAGAGAGUUGUGGAUAAAGUGUCGACUUCAAUGGAGGGUCAUCGUGUACCCAAAUCAAGAGCUAAGAUCGAUAGGUACAUUGACACUUCACGGCAGAAGCUGACUAAACUGGUUAUGGGUUAUGUAGACAAAUAUGUCAAAGCAUAGAAGAUAAGAGAAUCAAAGGGGAUUUCCCAUAACACAGCUUUCUGCAGCUGGAGAAGAUUAGACCUUUUGUUUUGUCUGCAAAUGAUGUUUAGGCAGAAUUGUUCUUCUUCGGUUGUGAGUUUCACAAUGUAAAUGAAGAAUCCAUCAUUUUAAACAGAGUAGUUGAAACGAUUGUCUGAUCAUAAAGCCACAUCUCAUAUGACUGCAUCCAGAAAAACCUUCUUGUACUAACAUGAUCAAUAUAAAGUAUUUUGUCUAAUUUUGCAUGAUCAAAUAAAGAUCUUAGACCUCUAAAAGAAUCUUAGAACCUCUACGAAUCAUGAUUAGAUGUGUACAACAUAU